Mirounga angustirostris (Northern elephant seal) is the source of this 1848-nucleotide messenger RNA. It is a transcript of the gene KRT1, whose product is annotated as keratin 1. Gene Ontology annotation, cellular component: keratin filament. Gene Ontology annotation, biological process: keratinization; intermediate filament organization. Bases 1 to 1848 code for a protein of 615 amino acids. The transcript has 9 exons. Gene Ontology annotation, molecular function: structural constituent of skin epidermis. The record is from RefSeq and is a predicted model, not a curated record. Lineage: Eukaryota; Metazoa; Chordata; Mammalia; Carnivora; Phocidae.
AUGAAUCGAAACUUUAGUUCUAGGUCUGGGUUCCGGAGUGGAGGGGGCUUCAGCUCUGGCUCUGCCGGAGCGGUCAGCUUCCAACGCAGGACCACUAGCAGCUCUGUGCGCCACAGCGGGGGAGGUGGUGGGAGAUUUUCAGGGGGAAGAUGUGGAGGUGGUGGUGGUGGCGGUCGUUUUGGAAGUCGAAGCCUUGUCAACCUUGGUGGCAGUAAGAGUAUCUCCAUAAGUGUGGCCAGAGGAGGUGGACGUGGUGGUUUUGGUGGUGGUUAUGGUGGUGGUGGCUUUGGGGGUGGUGGCUUUGGGGGUGGUGGUUUUGGUGGUGGCGGCUAUGGAGGUUUUGGCAGUGGAGGUGGUUUUGGUGGAGGCGGUUUUGGUGGAGGUGGUUUUGGUGGAGGCGGUUUUGGGCCUUUCUGCCCCCCUGGUGGCAUACAGGAAGUCACCAUCAACCAGAGCCUUCUGCAACCCCUUAAUGUGGAGAUUGACCCUGAGAUCCAAAGAGUAAAGACUCAAGAAAGGGAGCAAAUCAAGAUACUCAACAACCAAUUUGCCUCCUUCAUUGACAAGGUGCGAUUCCUGGAGCAGCAGAACCAGGUGCUGCAAACAAAAUGGGAGCUGCUGCAGCAGGUAGACACCUCCACUCGGACCCACAGCUUAGAACCCUACUUUGAGUCCUACAUCAACAAUCUUAGAAGGAGAGUGGACCAACUGAAGAAUGACCAGUCUAGUAUGGAUUCGGAAUUGAAGAACAUGCAAGACCUGGUGGAAGAUUACCGGAACAAGUAUGAGGACGAGAUCAACAAGCGGACAAAUGCAGAAAAUGAAUUUGUUACCAUCAAGAAGGAUGUGGAUGCUGCUUAUAUGACUAAGGUGGACCUUCAGGCCAAAGUUGACAACUUGCAGCAGGAAAUUGAUUUCCUCACAGUGCUCUACCAGGCAGAGCUGUCUCAGAUGCAGACUCAAAUCAGCGAAACCAAUGUCAUCCUGUCCAUGGACAACAACCGCAGCCUGGACCUGGACAGCAUCAUCGCUGAGGUCAAAGCUCAGUAUGAGGAGAUCGCCCAGAAGAGCAAGGUUGAGGCCGAGACACUGUACCAGACCAAGUAUGAAGAGCUCCAGAUAACUGCUGGCAAACAUGGGGACAAUCUGAAAAGUACAAAGAUGGAGAUUUCAGAGCUGAAUCGGAUGGCCCAGAGACUUCGAUCUGAAAUUGAUAGUGUUAAGAAGCAGAUCUCCGCGCUGCAGCAGUCCAUCAAUGAUGCCGAGCAGCGUGGUGAGAAUGCCCUCAAAGAUGCCCAGAGCAAGCUGGCCGAGCUGGAGGAUGCCCUGCACAGGGCCAAGGAGGACAUGGCCCGCCUGCUGCGUGACUACCAGGAGCUGAUGAACACCAAACUGGCCUUGGACAUGGAGAUCGCCACCUACAGAACCCUUCUGGAAGGAGAGGAAAGCAGGAUGUCAGGAGAGUGUACCCCGAGCGUGAGCGUGUCUGUGAACACCAGCCACACCACCAUCAGUGGAGGUGGUGGCCGAGGAGGCGGGGGUUUCAGCUCCGGAGGCGGCGGCAGCGGCGGUGGCUACGGUCUUGGAGGCGGCAGUUACGGUUCUGGAGGCGGCAGUUAUGGCUCCGGAGGCGGGGGCGGUGGCAGUUACGGCUCUGGAGGUGGCGGCGGGGUUGGCUAUGGCUCCGGUAGCAGCAGUGGGGGCCACAGAGGCGGCUCUGGAGGGGGCAGCUGGGGUUCUGGAGGGAGCGCCGGAGGCCGGGGAUCCAGCUCUGGCCGUACCAAGACCUCUAGUGGCAGUUCCAGCGUGAAGUUUGUUUCCACCAGCUAUUCCAAAGCAGUCAGAUAA